Molecule: messenger RNA, 2240 nt
Organism: Cylas formicarius (sweet potato weevil)
Lineage: Eukaryota; Metazoa; Arthropoda; Insecta; Coleoptera; Brentidae
Gene: Skp2
Product: S-phase kinase-associated protein 2
Exons: 2
Coding region: 204-1574 (456 amino acids)
Biological process (GO): SCF-dependent proteasomal ubiquitin-dependent protein catabolic process
Cellular component (GO): SCF ubiquitin ligase complex
Molecular function (GO): protein binding
Source: RefSeq, a predicted model, not a curated record
CUUUUCCACAACUAUCAAAGUCUAAACUUUGGAAAAUCAUCUGUAAUUUGCCGCCAGAUGCAAGUGCCAAGUAUUCAGAUUUUCCUUAUAUGCGUUUACAGUGGAAAGUUGUGUGAAAACACGUGCGAAACUAUUCGGUACUUCGAAAAUCAAUAAUCAUGUGCAUGUAAAUACCAAAAUUAUUGGCUGGAACGUUUUCGACCAUGUCCUGCCAAAACGUUUUGAAACCCAUCGACGUAAACAUAGACUACUCACCCCCAGCGAAACGCGCCAGGUUCGAUGACGAGCCGGACGUUAGUCCCAAGAGUCUCUGGUCCAACGAAAAAUUAUGUUUAGGGGAAUACGGUCCCGGGAUAGGUCGUUUAGACUGCGAUUUAGAUGAAGUGACCACAGACGAGGACACCAUAUUUAGCAGGACCGAAUCUGUGAGCAUAGACGUGUCAUGUGCAUCGCUAACUCCCAACACCAAAGAGAAACAGCUCACUGUGCUAGAGUCGGUGCUCAGUCGAGAUACCCUAGAGAAAAUUGUGGUCGAAGACAAGUCUGAAGUUAUAACCAAACCGAUCCGGCCCUCGAAUAGAACGAGCUACUUUGACAUUCUAUCCGACGAAGUCAUAUUGCACAUUCUAAAAUGGUUACCGAAGAGUUACCUGUCGGAUAUAGCGUUGGUGUGUAGGAGGUUUUACCGACUCACUCAGGACGAGAGCCUGUGGACUCGUAUGGAUUUGGGUAACAAACACUUUCGACCCGGAGAUCUGGGUAAAAUCCUCAGCAGGCAAGUGGUUGUAUUGAGAAUGGCAAAGUCGAAAAUUAUGGACAAUGUGAUAAUGCCCAACUGCAAAGCCUAUUCGCCUGACUUUCAGGUGCGCCUCCUUUAUUUGGACUUGAGCAUGGUUCACAUAUCCCUAGAGGGAUUAACGACAUUAUUCAGCAAGUGCAAAAGGCUGAGGAAAUUGAGUUUGGAGAAUGUGCCCGUCAACGAUGAGGUCCUCCUCGCGUUGUCGUCCAACAGGGAUAUCGAGGUUAUAAAUUUUGCGAUGUGCACUGGCAUUCAACAAACAGGACUGAAACAUCUGCUAGGCAAUUGCAAAAAAAUACGCGAAUUGAACUUGGGCUGGACCUACUUGAACCAAGACAGCAUACAGUAUAUUUGCGAAAGUUUACCAUCGACCGUCGACAGGCUCAACAUGUCCGGUUGCCGAAAACUGCUUCUGGACAAACACGUUCAAAGUCUGGUCGCGAGGUGCCCCAGACUCCGCGAAUUGGAUCUGUCCGACUGUACCUCCAUUACCGGGGACUCUAUUACCGAAAUUUCCUCGCUGGACGAAUUAAAUUUCUUAGCGCUGUCCAGGUGCUACACAAUCUCCUACAAAAUGUUAGUCCGCUUAAAAAAAUUGAAGAACUUGUCCUACCUGGACAUACAUGGAGGCUAUAUCGACGCGGACGAACUGAAAACAGUGCAGUACGACUUGGGCCAUAGGGUGCAGAUUAAUAAGUUCAGGUUCAGCUCGGUCGCCAGGCCUACGGUCGGCAUGCGCAAGUCGAGCAUUUGGAACAUCCGAGUUCGAGACUGAUCGGCAGUAUUUCAUCAGUUUGGGUAGUCAUAUGUGUAGGAAUGUUUGGUGCUUGUCGGAACGGGGAUGAUUUUUUUCUAGGCUUCAGCGUCGUUUUUUUUUUGGUAACCUUAACGCUCAAGACUGAAUUUUUGUUCUCAUACGCGGUUUUAUCCACUAAACGCAUACUUAAUUUGUUUGUAGUUUUAAAUUAUUUGUCUUUCAUACAUUAAACGUCGCUCAAUUCGAUACGUUUGUUUCCUUGACCGCGUGAGACCCGAGGCUCCCCCAGUGUAGUAUUAUUGAAAAGUGAGACAUUUUCCUUACGUUGUUCUUGUAUCAUGUCAUUGAAAUUGUAAUUGAAUUUGGGGAAAUAUCUCGGAAAACAUCCGAUUGCUCCCAAACCCGUGCGGUAAAAUCCCGGAAAUGUCCGAAGUGGCUCGGAUCCGAGAAACGAAACUGACGUGGUAAAGUGACGUUUCCCGCACGCUAGAUCACAGACGGAAGUAGAAAAUUAGUAUAUUAUGCAAGAAGUGCGGUAAGCGGCAUUUGACUCACGAGUUUAUUUGACACGAGCGGAGCAAGUUUUUAAUAAACUAGUGAGUUAAAAAGUUUACCGAACGUGUUGCAUACUAUACUUUUUCUACGACCGUUAGUUGUUGGGUACAUUUUCGCAAAACAACACGA